AUGAGUCAAUUGUCUUCACGAUGUUCUUAUAUUCCAAAAGAAAAAUCUCCACAUUCAAUAUCUAGUCUUGAUGAAAAUGAAAUAGAUGAAGUUCGAAAGAAGUUAGAUCAUCUUAAGUCAUUACUAAUACAAGUUAAAAAUCAACUCAAACCGACACCCAAUAAUGAUGAUGAUGAUGAUAAUAUGAUUGAUGAAAGAAUCUUCUUAAAUACUUAA
Schistosoma curassoni is the source of this 216-nucleotide messenger RNA. NCBI's taxonomy places the organism in Eukaryota, Metazoa, Platyhelminthes, Trematoda, Strigeidida, Schistosomatidae. The record is from the annotation of a GenBank genome assembly.